Messenger RNA from Rhodamnia argentea, 1361 nucleotides. Its product is annotated as zinc finger protein STOP1 homolog. The coding region runs from base 117 to 1214 and encodes 365 amino acids. Lineage: Eukaryota; Viridiplantae; Streptophyta; Magnoliopsida; Myrtales; Myrtaceae. The transcript has a single exon. Gene Ontology annotation, biological process: response to aluminum ion; response to acidic pH. The record is from RefSeq and is a predicted model, not a curated record.
CGGCUCGCUCCGCCACAACAGAGCCAAGAAAAGUCUCCUUUCGUCGCUCUGCUCUCUCUAUAUCUUCCACUCCUCCGACGUUCACCGUCUCCGAACACGGUUCUAGUUCCACGGCGAUGAACCACUCUACCUCCUCCGAAAGCCAGCCCUUCCCGCCGGAGCCUUCCGGCGCUGCCGGCGGAUCCGUCCCCGUCGGCGAUGGCGACCCUCGCGUCCCGCUCCUGAACCUCGCCUCCGUCGCCAUCAGGAUGGACUCGGUGCAGCAGUUCCUGUCGCAGUCCCUCAGCAGCAACACCCUCCUGAGCAAGGACCAGAUGGACAUGGUCUCCACGGAGAUCGGGUCGGCGAUUCACCAGAUCAUAGUCAACGGCGCCGCCCUGUUGGCCUGCUCUCAGAACCCUAGCUCAGAUCCGGAGUCAGGGCGCUCGGAUCCGAAGCUGCCGGUCCAAAGCCCCAUGAACCCUCCAAUGGCGAAGCUGCCGGACGUUGAAUUGAAAGACGAGAAGGACGAGCUCGAGUCCGAUUGCGAGAUCGUGGAGCUCGACGCCGUCGAGCUUCUCGCUGAGCAUGUCCACUUCUGCGACAUUUGCGGGAAAGGGUUCAAGCGGGACGCGAACCUCAGGAUGCACAUGCGCGCGCACGGAAAUCAGUUCAAGACGCCGGAGGCGCUGGCGAAGCCCGAGAAGUCCGUGGAAGUCGCUCGGAAGACCCGGUUCUCUUGCCCCUUCGAGGGGUGUAAUCGGAACAAAGGGCACAAGAAGUUCCGGCCCCUGAAAUCGGUGAUCUGCGUGAAGAAUCACUUCAAGAGGAGCCACUGCCCCAAGAUGUACUCGUGCAACAGGUGCAAUAAGAAGAGCUUCUCGGUGUUGGCCGAUUUGAAGAGCCACUUGAAGCACUGCGGGGAGUCUAAGUGGAGGUGUUCCUGCGGGACUAGCUUCUCUAGAAAGGACAAGUUGUUUGGUCACAUGGCUCUGUUCGAGGGUCACAUGCCUGCGGUCGCCGCUGAUGAUGAGGAGAAGGCAUCGGAUGUUGUUGCUAUGGAGGAUGAUGAAGAUGAGGAUGCCAUGGUUAAGGACGAGGAGUUUGCCUCGAAUUCGGCUGACAGUAGUUUCUUUGAGGGGUUGCUUGAUGGGUUUGGAUCGCUUGAUAGCUACUCUUUUCAAGAUGUCUUGAAUGGGAUGGGCAAUGGUAUGCGGGGGUUCCCCGGGGUAUGACAUUAAUCCGAUGGCCGGAUUUAUGUUUCGGAGGUGUACUUGCUGUGUUGUACACUUGAUGUUUCUGUAAUAAUAUGGAGGUUGAUUCUGUCUCCGGCAUCGUGUUUAUCAUCGUUUCCAUUAAUGAUCAUUGUGGGAUUUGUACUU